GGCGCGUUUACAGCCCCAGGGUUUUUCUCGCUAGGGAAAUGCAUGAAGCGUUUCCCCAGGGUGAUGGUUUUGCUCCCCCUAGGACUCAGCAGUUGAAUUUUUAAGUAUGUUACUGAUUCAUCCUCUCUCUUCCUCUGUCAUCACAGGUUUAAACUUACACGAAUCGCUCUCCGGAGGAGGAGGGGACCGGCCGCGCGAUUGACACGCAUAUUCCUAUAGGCAUCCUCUCUCAGCCCCCACCCCCACGGCCAGAUUCGGGUGGCUCCUCUGCGAGCUGAAAUCCGAGAGGAAAUCCUUGGAUCUCUUUUCUUAAAAAAAAAAAAAAAAAAAAGAAUUCUAAAACCAUUGGUAUUUUGCUUGCUGCUUCCUAUUUGCAAGAUGAAGAAGUUUUUCGACUCCCGGCGAGAGCAGGGCGGCUCUGGCCUGGGCUCAGGCUCCAGCGGAGGAGGGGGCAGCACCUCAGGCCUGGGCAGUGGCUACAUCGGAAGGGUCUUUGGCAUCGGGCGACAGCAGGUCACCGUGGACGAGGUGUUGGCGGAAGGUGGAUUUGCUAUUGUAUUUCUGGUGAGGACAAGCAAUGGGAUGAAAUGUGCCUUGAAACGCAUGUUUGUCAACAAUGAACAUGACCUCCAGGUGUGCAAGAGAGAAAUCCAAAUUAUGAGGGACCUGUCGGGGCACAAGAACAUUGUGGGUUACAUUGAUUCUAGUAUCAACAAUGUGAGUAGCGGCGAUGUAUGGGAAGUUCUCAUUCUGAUGGACUUCUGUAGAGGAGGCCAGGUGGUCAAUCUGAUGAAUCAGCGCCUGCAAACAGGUUUUACAGAGAAUGAAGUGCUCCAGAUAUUUUGUGAUACCUGUGAAGCUGUUGCCCGCCUGCAUCAGUGCAAAACUCCAAUUAUCCACCGUGACCUAAAGGUUGAAAAUAUCCUCUUGCAUGACCGAGGCCACUAUGUCCUGUGCGACUUUGGAAGUGCCACCAACAAGUUCCAGAACCCACAAACUGAGGGAGUCAAUGCAGUAGAAGAUGAGAUUAAGAAAUACACAACUCUGUCCUAUCGAGCACCAGAAAUGGUCAACUUGUACAGUGGCAAAAUCAUCACUACGAAGGCAGACAUUUGGGCUCUUGGAUGUUUAUUAUAUAAAUUAUGCUACUUCACUUUGCCAUUUGGGGAGAGUCAGGUGGCAAUUUGUGAUGGAAACUUCACAAUUCCUGAUAACUCUCGAUAUUCUCAAGACAUGCACUGCCUAAUUAGGUAUAUGUUGGAACCAGACCCUGACAAAAGGCCAGAUAUUUACCAGGUCUCCUACUUCUCAUUUAAACUACUCAAGAAAGAAUGCCCAAUUCCAAAUGUACAGAACUCUCCCAUUCCUGCAAAGCUUCCUGAACCAGUGAAAGCCAGUGAGGCAGCUGCAAAAAAGACCCAGCCAAAGGCCAGACUGACAGAUCCCAUUCCCACCACAGAGACUUCAAUUGCACCCCGGCAGAGACCUAAAGCUGGGCAGACUCAGCCAAACCCAGGAAUCCUUCCAAUCCAGCCAGCCCUGACACCUCGGAAAAGGGCCACAGUUCAGCAUCCCCCUCAGGCUGCAGGAACCAGCAAUCAGCCUGGCCUUUUAACCAGUGUUCCCCAACCAAAAACCCAACCCCCACCCAGCCAGCCUCUGCCUCAACCUCAGCCCAAGCAGCCACAGGCUCCGCCCACCCCACAGCAGACACCUUCCACUGAGGCCCAGGGUCUCCCCACUCAGGCCCAGGCCACACCCCAGCACCAGCAGCAACUGUUCCUCAAGCAGCAGCCGCAGCCGCAGUUUCAGGCAGUACAUACAGCAGCCCAGCAACCAGCAAUUGCUCAGUUCCCUGUAGUUUCCCAAGGCUCUCAACAGCAGCUGAUGCAGAACUUCUACCAGCAACAGCAGCAACAGCAGCUGGCCACAGCCCUGCAUCCACAGCAGCUGGUGACUCAGCAGGCCGCCUUGCAGCAAAAGCCAACGGCGGCUGGAGCAGCACAGCAGCCCCAGGCACAGCCGGCAGCAGCCCCGCCGCCAUCCCCUGCCCAGGAGCCCACGCAGAUUCAAGCCCCAGUAAGACAACAGCCAAAGGUCCAGACAACUCCACCUCCUGCCGUCCAAGGGCAGAAAGUUGGAUCUCUCACUCCUCCAUCAUCCCCAAAAACCCAACGUGCUGGGCACAGACGGAUUCUCAGUGAUGUCACCCACAGUGCAGUCUUUGGGGUCCCUGCCAGCAAAUCAACCCAGCUGCUCCAGGCAGCUGCAGCUGAGGCCAGUCUCAAUAAGUCCAAGUCUGCAACCACCACUCCAUCAGGCUCUCCUCGGACCUCCCAACAAAAUGUUUAUAAUCCUUCAGAAGGCUCUACGUGGAAUCCUUUCGAUGAUGACAACUUCUCCAAACUCACAGCUGAAGAACUGCUAAAUAAGGAUUUUGCCAAGCUGGGGGAAGGCAAACAACCUGAGAAGCUCGGAGGCUCAGCCGAGAGUUUAAUCCCAGGCUUUCAGUCAACUCAAAGUGAUGCUUUUGCCACUUCCUCAUUUUCUUCUGGAACCGCUGAAAAGAGGAAGGGUGGGCAGACUGUGGAUUCUAGCCUCCCACUCCUAAGCGUGUCUGAUCCUUUCAUUCCUCUUCAAGUACCUGAUGCACCAGAAAAACUAAUUGAGGGACUCAAAUCUCCUGACACUUCUCUUCUGCUCCCUGACCUCUUGCCUAUGACAGAUCCUUUUGGUAGCACUUCCGAUGCUGUAAUUGAAAAAGCUGAUGUCGCUGUUGAGAGUCUCAUCCCAGGACUGGAGGCCCCGGUCCCCCAGCGCCUCCCAUCUCAGACGGAAUCUGUAACCUCGAACCGCACAGAUUCUCUCACCGGGGAGGAUUCCCUGCUUGAUUGCUCUCUGCUUUCUAAUCCUACUACUGACCUUCUGGAAGAGUUUGCCCCCAUAGCCAUCUCUGCUCCAGCCCAUAAAGCUGCAGAAGAUAGUAAUCUCAUCUCAGGUUUUGAUGUCCCUGAGGGCUCGGACAAGGUGACAGAAGAUGAGUUUGACCCUAUUCCUGUAUUGAUAACCAAAAACCCACAAGGUGGGCACUCUAGAAACAGCAGUGGGAGCUCUGAGUCCAGUCUUCCCAACCUAGCCAGGUCUUUACUGCUGGUGGAUCAGCUCAUAGACCUGUAGCCGUGACCCAGUAGCAGAUGCAGUUCUGUAACCUUCAU
Tupaia belangeri chinensis (Chinese tree shrew) is the source of this 3215-nucleotide messenger RNA. Its product is annotated as AP2-associated protein kinase 1. Gene Ontology annotation, cellular component: presynapse. Bases 379 to 3177 code for a protein of 932 amino acids. The transcript is spliced from 22 exons. The record is from RefSeq and is a predicted model, not a curated record. Gene Ontology annotation, biological process: regulation of clathrin-dependent endocytosis; protein phosphorylation. Gene Ontology annotation, molecular function: protein serine/threonine kinase activity; AP-2 adaptor complex binding; ATP binding. Lineage: Eukaryota; Metazoa; Chordata; Mammalia; Scandentia; Tupaiidae.